Molecule: messenger RNA, 658 nt
Organism: Saccoglossus kowalevskii
Lineage: Eukaryota; Metazoa; Hemichordata; Enteropneusta; Harrimaniidae
Source: RefSeq, a predicted model, not a curated record
CAAUGCGAAAUAUACAUCAACUGGAUCUGCACGUUUUGACAGUCUUCACGUCAACAAUACAGGAACUAUGUUUGUAUCACUUUCAUUUUGGGCUCUGAUCACCAUGAUACUCACAUCUAAUGCACAACACCACCCUGGAAACCCUGCUAAUGGCACUUGCAUUGAUUGUCAUGAUGCUAUGUACGAAAAUGGAGUAUGGCACGAUAUAUGCACUGAGGAUUUCACCUGCCCAAUUCACAUAGCAGACAUUGAAAAUCUAAUUAAGGGGAAAACAGUUAGGUUUCACGAAACAUAUUAUUUUGGAAAUGCAGCAUUUAUACCUGGUACACGUCACUAUGAGUUUGACGCAAUACUCGCAUCACAAAUAGGAUCCAUUGAAAAGGGUGACAUAGGAACUGAAGAGGUACCAACUGACAAUUGUCAACUAUGUGAUGUAUAUGUAAUAGAAGAUGCGUGGGUUCAAUGUGUUUGUAAAAUUGUCGAUUGCCCAUCAGUCAUCGCCGAGCAAGUAGAGUUAAAAGGGUCACUUCCUGAAAAAGAUACUACACGCGAUAGAAUCUGUUUGAUUCGCAGAGAUGAUGGGUAUACCAUCUAUACCUGCGCAUAUUAUUCUGAUGAUUCUGAUUUUGUUGAUAAUCUAAUUCAAGCUAGUACAUAG